AUGGAGUCAUCGUCCGAAGGUGUGAUUGGAGCUUUCGAUUCACUUAUGCCAUUGCAGACUGUGCUUCGUCCCUCGCAUUCGGGGGCUGAUCAUCCUGUUCGCUUGUCAGACGCUGCUCGCAGACCACGGGGCAAUUGGAUUACGCCGAACCCUCUGUCUCAGCCGGCGGUUAGACCUCGACGUUCAGCACCCUACAUUAGGGAGGCCCCUGCUCCCAUUCCUGCCCCUCGCAGAGCUGCAGAUUAUUUGAGGCAUGCACCAGUUAGGCAUCAGGCUCCGAUUGGGCCUGUCGUGGACUCAGCUGGGACGGCACCUGCAGGUUCGACUCGCAGGCCUUUCAACGCACCCUUCAAUUUGGUUGGUGGGGUUCGCACUCGGGGUCCUGAGGGCUUCAAAUCAUCUGCUAUGUUGCACGCUGAAGUCUGGCAGAGGUGCUUGAAGUUGUGGGCCCUGGUUCAACCAUGGUUACAGACGAUUUCUUCAGUGUUGCAGGAGCUCGGGGAGUCUCGUCACGCUUCAACCCUGUUGCAGAAUCUGCUGAAGUCGGUUUCGGAAAACACUUUGGUUCGAUAUUUGGCUCAUCUGCUGAAGUUCGUGGGAACAUUACAGGAUUUGAAUGUGCGCUGGGAGUCCAUUCGACAGCUUGAAGUGGUCGAUGCUCUUUUGUCUAUGCACAAGUCAGGCUCACAUGUCACCAAUGGUUUGAAGGCGGUUCGCUGGGCUGCCAAGACGUUUGGGCUCGCCCUGCCUGAUCUCUAUGGAGGUCUCUUGGUUGGAGUGGAGGCUCGCAUUACUUCCGACAGAAAGGAGGCUCUCCCGCUUCCGCUGUAUGUCUUGGCUUACUGUGAGCGUGCUCUUCUACUGGAGUCGGGUUCCGUGGGGUUCAGAUUAUUUUUGGGUGCAAUUCUCAUUUCGGCAUCGGCCAGCCUUCGCUUCUCCGAUGCGCAACACAUUUUAUGGACAUCGAUUCAAGCUGCUCAAGAUAAUGUGAGGGCCAUCUCAUAUCGAACAAAGUCAUCCCGGCGGGGGAUGCCAUUUGGCUUUGUUUCUUGUGGCUACUACGGCGACUCAGGGUCCUACUAUCACAGUUGGGUGUGCAAAUACCUUUUUCUGUUGGGUUCCGAAUGGGAUUCAAUUGUUUCGCGCUUUGGGGAGACAGUGCCGGACGCUUUAUUCUUCAUCUCCAGCUCAACAGAAUGGCAACCCAUGAGCUACGCGCAAGCUUUGUCGGCAUUCAGGGGGAUUUUGGUGUUGGCUGGCAUGAGUCCCACGGAGGCCUCCUCAUACACUCUACAUUCCCUGAAGACUUGUCUAUUGGCUGCGUUGGCACAACUGCAGGUAUCUUUUCGCAAAAGAGGUCUGCAAGGCCAUCACAGAACCGGACAGAAUGGCUGCGUUCUUCUUUAUAGCAGGGAUGAUGUACAUGGAGCACUUUCCCUUCAACAGCUCUUUUGGGAUCGGGUCCGGAGCAAUUGGAUGCCGCUGAACCCGCAGGCUCGAGGCGGUCAACAACCAGCUGCGCAACAAGCCAUUGAACCUAAGGUCUUGUCCUACUCGUCAUCUCCUGCUCAUCAUCGCUUUCCGGUGGAGGCUGGCUCUUUGGUGUCCUCAGUGCGUACCCCGACUCAGGAGCAAGCGCAGGCACAUGAUCAGCCCGAGAAACAGCAGGAAUCAUCAGAUUCGGACAUUGAUUCUUCAUCAUCUUCUUCUUCGUCGGCUUCGUGCAAGAAGAAAGGGGCGGUAGUGGCUGCAGUCAGUAGGUUCUCAGAAUCUGAUGAACAGAUUUGGGUUCAGACAUCGUCUGGCAUCAUUCAUGCUGCUACUCCCUGCUCCGGGUGUGAUGGGGUGUUGGUGAAGCGCGAGGAUGGUGAGCUUGUUCGGGUCAAGCCGAGAUGUGGCACGUUGGCACACAACAUGAAGAUCAGACCUGAGCUUCCGUCGAAUCCCAGAUUUUGCCGACAUAAAGCAUGUCAGGCGAUUUUUGUGUCAUAG
Symbiodinium sp. CCMP2592 is the source of this 1992-nucleotide messenger RNA. The record is from the annotation of a GenBank genome assembly. NCBI's taxonomy places the organism in Eukaryota, Dinophyceae, Suessiales, Symbiodiniaceae.